Chara braunii is the source of this 1404-nucleotide messenger RNA. Lineage: Eukaryota; Viridiplantae; Streptophyta; Charophyceae; Charales; Characeae. The record is from the annotation of a GenBank genome assembly.
CCGGUGUGCAGUCUCCAAUCAUCGAAGACGAGGGAGGUAUUGCCUUUACCAUAUUCAAACCGAAGCCGACAUCGCAAGUGGAGGCACGAGAGUGCCUGGCUCAGUUGCAGCCAAGAGACAUCGUCCGACUUAUGGCAGGGCCUCAGCAUCUUAACUUUGGAACCGUUUGUACACUCGCGUCACAUACCAGAGGUUUUGCAGUCAGAAAUACUCUGAAGAAUUGCAUCUUGGUAACAGUCAAUGCUGGCGGUGUAGAGGAGCUCAACCAGAGUCAUCCAACCAGCCAAGUUAUCCCCCCAGGUUGUGUUGGAGGGUUUGGAAUUACUCUAUGUACGAAUACUGUCCAGACGCUUCGCCGUACUCUGCAAUACACAAUCAACGGACAACACACAUAUUCCUUUGAGGUGGCAGCCAAUGUGUGUCCUGUUUCUGUCAAUUUGUCAAAGGAGGACAUCGAGUUCCGUUAUAAUGUAGACAAUUGGGAUGCCCCCUUGGAGGAAAGGCUUGUGAUGUUCAAUCAGAACAAUCAUCUGGCCGAGUUUCGCUGGGAAUCUACGAAUCCUGCGUUUGAGGUGACCCCUCGAAACGGCUCCAUUCCCAAGAGGGGGUCUUUUACUGUAACGGUCACAUGGUGGCCAACCAAGGGCCCCGUUGAUGGCUGGCUCACGGUGACACUCAAGGGGGGAGCUGCAGUGGGACGCAAAGUCAAAUGCAGGGGCGAAAUCCUUGAAGGGAAAUGCGCGAUCAAGGAGAGGAAGGUCGACUUCGGGAUCAUCCCAGUGCGCAUGCCGCAACAUAAACUGCUCACCUUGAAGAACACUGGCCGCAGCGAUGCAGUUUUCCAGGCUGCAGUGGGUGAGCUCAAUGGAGGAAAACUCAGCUGUAUACCGAACUGUGGCCGGUUGGCGGCUGGAUCAGCACAAGAGCUGGAGGUGGUCUUAGAUGCGCAUGAGCCCAACGCAUGCGAGUCAUUCAUACAGAAGCAGCAGCAGCAGCAGAAGAAGAAGAAGAAGAAGAAGAAGAAGAAGCAGAAGAAGAAGAAGAAGAAGCAGAAGCAGAAGCAGAAGCAAAAGAAGAAGAAGCAGCAGCAGCAGCAGAAGAAGAAGAAGAAGAAGAAAGAAGAAGAAGAAGAAGAAGAAGAAGAAGAAGAAGAAGAAGAAGAAGAAGAAGUUCCUAAAAUAUCGUCGUCGUCAUCAUCAUCAUCAUAAGAAGAAGAAGGAGGAGAAGGAGGAGGAGAAGAAGAAGUAGAAGAAGAAGAAGAAGAAGAAGUAGAAGAAGAAGAAGAAGAAGAUUGAACGAAGUCAUCUUGCUCCUCUUCUCUCUAUCAUCAUCACCCUCAUGGGACUCAUGUACUCACCGAUUGCUCUUAUUAACUUUCAAUUAGAGUAAAUGUCCGAAUGAUCC